Molecule: messenger RNA, 1642 nt
Organism: Brienomyrus brachyistius
Lineage: Eukaryota; Metazoa; Chordata; Actinopteri; Osteoglossiformes; Mormyridae
Product: phosphoglycerate mutase 2-like
Exons: 3
Coding region: 875-1336 (153 amino acids)
Biological process (GO): glycolytic process
Molecular function (GO): intramolecular phosphotransferase activity
Source: RefSeq, a predicted model, not a curated record
CCAUGUGCUUCCUUAUGGUCUUCUGCCGAACAAAAGUCAGGUCAAUCCUGUGCCGCCCCCCCCAACAAUACAAUAUACAUGCAAAAUAUACAGCGUGCCUCCCUCUGUUCGCGUUGACCUAACUGUUGUCUUUUCACUACACGGCAGCUUAUUUUCUUAUUUUUGGUUGCAUUUGAUUACGUGAGACGUGUGCUUACUGCCUACCGGGUGAUUAAAUGAAUAAGACCUCCCUGAUACACAGAGCUUUUUCUUCAUCUAAGCCACUUAAAAUAUGUUAAAAAUGUAUCUAUUAAUACUUAAAUUUAUUUUAUAGACGCUUGGCCAGCUCUAACAGCACACUGGCUGAAAAAUACCGAUGUAGACAAUGGCUGCUGUCUCUGGGGCUUGAGCAGCUGGUUGACAGAGAUGUUUUGGACUCAGAGGUUGUGCAGCACAUUUUCUGUGCCUGCAGCUGGAUGAGUGGGUGCUCCUACAUACAUUGUUAUUAAUUCACUGCAGGCUCAUUCUGCCCAUUCUGUAGCACAGAUACAUUGUGACUCUCCCUCCAUUGGUCUUUUACUCGUCCUCUUCUCUGCCUCUGGCUCCAUCUGAUCUUUAACAGGUUUUUUCUUUAGCUCCCUCUGUAAAAGUCAUGUUGCUAUUUUAACUCUGUCCCUUCCUGCUCACAGACGCCCCAUAGGUCCAGAGGAUUGGUUGGCUACCCUGUCAGUCUUUCAGCUGGAGAGCUGGGAUUGGUUGAUGCGGCACAGGCCCCACCCAGCCAUGUUUGUGGCUAUAAAAAGAGGGUGUCUGCUGUAACUGAAGCUUGCUGUGCCCCAAAGGGGAGGGUCAGGCCACCACUCUGCUCGUGACGGUAAAAGUGCGAGGAACAGCCAUGACCACCGCCCACCGCCUCGUAAUCGUGCGUCACGGUGAGAGCACCUGGAACCAGGAGAACUGCUUCUGCAGCUGGUUCGAUGCCGAUCUGAGUGAGAAGGGGCUGGAGGAGGCCCGGCGCGGGGGGCAGGCCAUCCGGGACGCCGGCCUCAAGUUCGACAUCUGCUACACGUCCGUGCUAAAGCGCGCCAUCAAGACACUGUGGACCAUUCUGGAGGGCACGGACCAGAUGUGGCUGCCCGUGGUGCGCAGCUGGAGGCUGAACGAACGCCACUACGGUGGCCUAACAGGCCUCAACAAGGCGGAGACGGCGGCCAAGCAUGGAGAGGAGCAGGUGAAGAUCUGGCACCGAUCCUUUGACAUCCCACCCCCUUCCAUGGACCAGGAGCACCCCUAUUACAAGACCAUCAGUGAGUCGAGGAGCUACAAGAGCCUGAAGGAGGGGGAACUGCCCAGCUGAGAGAGCCUCAAGGACACGAUCGCACGAGUCCUGCCAUUCUGGAACGAGCACAUCGUGCCGGAGAUCAAGGCUGGGAAGAAUGCUCUCAUCGCAGCGCAUGGCAACAGUCUCCGUGGCAUCGUCAAGCACCUGGAGAACAUGUCCGACGCCGCUAUCAUGGAGCUGAACCUCCCCACCGGUAUCCCCAUUGUCUACGAGUUGGACCAGGACAUGAAGCCCGUUAAGCCCAUGCAGUUCCUGGGCGACGAGGAGACUGUUCGCAAGGCCAUGGAGGCUGUGGCAGCGCAGGGCAAAGUCAAAAAGUGA